Messenger RNA from Rotaria socialis, 1782 nucleotides. The record is from the annotation of a GenBank genome assembly. Lineage: Eukaryota; Metazoa; Rotifera; Eurotatoria; Philodinida; Philodinidae.
AUGGCCACAGACAAUAUUGCACAGAGUAAAUUAUGGUGGCAAGAUUCGGUAGUCUAUCAAAUUUAUCCACGUUCAUUUCUCGAUUCGAAUGGUGAUGGCAUAGGCGAUCUAAAUGGAAUUACUAUGAAAUUGGACUAUUUGAAGAAGCUUGGUGUCGAUAUUCUAUGGCUUAGCCCAAUUUAUGAUUCACCCAAUUAUGAUAAUGGUUAUGAUAUUCGUGAUUAUUUUCAAAUAAUGACUGAAUUCGGCACCAUGGAAGAUUUUGAUCGAAUGCUAGAAGAAAUGAAACGAUAUCGACUGAAAUUAAUUAUGGAUCUUGUUGUCAAUCAUACUAGUGAUGAACAUCCAUGGUUUGUCGAAUCGAAAAAAAGCAAAAAUAAUCCUUAUCGAGAUUUUUAUCAUUGGGCACCAGGUACCGAUGGUAAACCACCAAAUCAAUGGGGAGCUGCUUUCGGUGGUUCGGCUUGGACUUAUGAUAUCAUUACUGGCGAAUACUUUCUUCAUACAUUCACACCGAAACAACCUGAUUUGAACUGGGAAAACCCAAUAGUUCGUGAAGAAGUCUAUAAAAUAAUGCGCUGGUGGCUGAAUAAAGGAGUCGAUGGGUUUCGUAUGGAUGUGAUUAAUUUUAUUUCUAAAGUACCACACUAUCCUGAAGGUAAUACCUACGAAGGUGGAGCAUAUUCCGAUGGGAGACCGUACUUUGUCAAUGGUCCACGUUUACAUGAAUAUUUACAAGAGAUGCACGAAAAAGUCCUUCGUCAUUAUAAUAUUGUGACAGUCGGUGAAUGUCCUGGAGCUCAUAUUCACGAAGCAGAAUUGAUAACAAAUCCGAGUCGAAAAGAACUCGACAUGAUUUUUACAUUCGAACAUAUGGAUAUCGACGGAGGUAGACAGGAAACUUUUGCAUCACUUGUUCAUCGAGGUAAUUGCGAAAAUAAAUGGGCACCGAAAUUACUCGAUUUACGCGAAUUAAAACAUCAUUUCACUAUGUGGCAAAAGGGACUUUUCGGCAAAGGUUGGAAUAGUCUCUAUUGGAAUAAUCAUGAUCAACCACGUAUCGUCUCUCGUUGGGGUAAUGAUUCUAGUCAAUAUCGAGUUGUUUCCGCCAAAAUGCUUGGUACAUGUUUACAUUUUCUUUGUGGAACACCUUAUAUUUAUCAGGGCGAAGAGAUCGGCAUGACCAAUGUUCGUUUUACGUCAUUGGCUGAAUACCGAGAUAUUGAAACAACGAAUUUCCAUCGUGAUGCUAUACAAAGUGGUCUAUCCUUGGAAGAAAUAAUGGCAGUAACCUUUGUCAAAUCACGCGAUAAUGCUCGUACACCAAUGCAAUGGUCAGGCUCUCUCACUCAUGGUGGUUUUACUAAUGAUGCCAUCAAUGUCAAACCCUGGAUCGAAGUCAAUCCAAACUAUAAGGAGAUUAAUGUUGAGGCUGCCUUAAAUGAUUCAAAUUCGAUAUUUUAUUACUAUCAAAAAUUAAUUCAAUUACGAAAAGUUAUGCCAAUCAUUGUUCGCGGAAAUUAUGACAUCCUACAUGAAGAUAAUGAGCAUAUUUUCAUGUACAAACGCUUCCUCGAGGAUAACCAUGAGAUUAUUGUUGCCUGUAAUUUUUCUCAACAACCAGUAACGAUUGGUGAUAGUUCGUUAAAUGAACGGUUGCAGAAAAAUGGCCAAUUAUUGAUAAGCAAUUAUAAUGAUGAUAACAUAAAUCAAAAAUCAAAUUGGCUCGAUUUUCGUGCGUACGAAAGUUGGGUAAUAGAACUAGCAGCAGAAACAAAAUAG